Molecule: messenger RNA, 1497 nt
Organism: Aspergillus calidoustus
Lineage: Eukaryota; Fungi; Ascomycota; Eurotiomycetes; Eurotiales; Aspergillaceae
Source: the annotation of a GenBank genome assembly
AUGAGAUUCAGCGCAUCCGCCGUCCUGGCUGGCCUCGGAGCCGUAUCUACGGUUCUAGCCACGCCUACAAAGAUCACUUGGGAGCCGUCUAUGGUCAAGCGUGAUGCUGCUGCAAUUGUCAGUGUUGUUGCUGAUAUUUCCGCCCGAGUCUCGGCUCUAGGCGAUGACAUCCGGGGCUACACUGGCGGAGAUAUCUCUGCUAUUGAGGCGGCCUCAACCGAGCUUGUCAACACUAUCACGAGCGGGACUGAGGUAGUCCUUGCAAGUGCGCCCUUAACCGGCAUCGAGGGAAUCGCUCUAGUUGUCCCGAUUCAGGAACUUGCAGCAGAUGUGGAGGUUACCAUUGAUGACCUGAUCUCCAAGAAGGAGCUUGUUGUUGAGGCUGAGGAGGGACACAGUGUCUAUGCUCAGCUGGACGCCCAGCUGACUGCCGCCACUGGAUUCGCCGAUGCUGUUACAAGCAAGGUCCCGGAAACCCUCAAGGAAGUCGCAGCGGAGCUGGCCGCCACCGUAACGAAUGCUAUCCAGAAGGGACUUGAUGCGUAUGAGGAUGUCAAGACUCCACCUACUACGACUACCACUACGACAACUACUACGACAACUACUACCACGACCUCUGAGACGACCACUACUACGGACGAGCCCACGACGACCACUACGACAGAGGAACCGUGCGAGACAGAGACAACCACCACCACCACCACCACAACUACUGAGGAACCCUGUGAGACCGAGACAACCACUACUACGGACGAGCCCACGACAACUACUACGACAGAGGAACCCUGUGAGACCGAGACAACCACCACGACCGACGAGCCCACUACUACGGACGAGCCCACGACGACCACUACGACAGAGGAGCCAUGCGAGACGGAGACAGAGACCACGACCAAGCCUCCUCACCCAACAACCACCGACGAACCUUGCGAGACUGAGACCGAAACGGAGACCACUACCAAGCCUCCUCACCCAACAACCACCGACGAACCUUGCGAGACUGAGACCGAAACGGAGACCACUACCAAGCCUCCUCAUCCCACAACUACCGACGAGCCUUGCGAGACUGAGACCGAAACGGAGACCACUACCAAGCCUCCUCACCCUACAACCACUGACGAGCCUUGCGAGACCGACACGGAGACCACCACUAAGCCUCCCCACACUACUGACGAGCCAUGUGAAACCGACACUGAGACUCCCCCAGAGCCAACCACCACCGAUGAGCCCGAGCCACCAACCACCACUGACGAGCCCGAGCCGCCAACUACUGAUGAGCCCGAGCCCACAGGCCCCGGCCCCGUCAACCCACCCGGUGGUGACUCUACAACUCUUAUCCCCACCACUCCUCCCACCGAGACUGAGCCACCAACCGACGUCGACCCCACUGGCUCGGGCCCUGAGGCUCCUGAAUUCACUGGCGCCGCCGCCAAGAAUGUGUUCAGAUCCUCUCUUGCCGGCGCGGUGAUUCUCGGCGCUGUUGUUGUGGCUCUGUAA